Messenger RNA from Pogoniulus pusillus (Red-fronted tinkerbird), 493 nucleotides. RefSeq names its product small ribosomal subunit protein uS9-like. NCBI's taxonomy places the organism in Eukaryota, Metazoa, Chordata, Aves, Piciformes, Lybiidae. Gene Ontology annotation, cellular component: ribosome; cytosolic small ribosomal subunit. The record is from RefSeq and is a predicted model, not a curated record. Gene Ontology annotation, biological process: maturation of SSU-rRNA from tricistronic rRNA transcript (SSU-rRNA, 5.8S rRNA, LSU-rRNA); translation. Gene Ontology annotation, molecular function: structural constituent of ribosome; RNA binding.
GCUUCGUGUCAUUUUUUCCUGCUGCCGCCGCUGAGGGCAGGGACUCAUGCCGGCCAAGGGCCCCCUGCAGAGCGUCCAGGUCUUCGGGCGGAAGAAAACCGCGACUGCUGUUGCCCACUGCAAGAGAGGAAAUGGCCUCAUUAAAGUGAGAAGACCUCUGGAAAUGACUGAGCCCAGAACUCUGCAAUACAAACUUCUUGAGCCUGUUCUCCUCCUGGGGAAGGCGCGGUUUGCUGGUGUUGACAUUAGAGUCCGUGUAAAGGGUGGUGGCCAUGUAGCACAAAUCUAUGCUAUCCGUCAAGCUAUUUCCAAAGCCUUGGUGGGUUACUACCAAAAAUAUGUUGAUAAAGCUUCCAAAAAGGAGAUCAAGGAUAUUUUAACCCAAUAUGAUAGGACUCUGCUGGUUGCUGAUCCUCGGCGUUGUGAGUCCAAGAAAUUCGGAGGCGCUGGUGCCCGUGCACGGCACCAGAAGCCUCACCGGUAGAACUGCUCU